AUACAUACGAACAUUCAUAUACACGCGCAGUUGGGAGAAAUAAUGUGCAAAAUUGUAUCAAAAAAUCCAUAGUGCAUAAUUUCUCGGGAAAAUCGUGUAAAGAGUUGUAAGAAAAUAAGUGAACACGAACAAGCCGGCUCAGCAGGAGGUCAACGCAAAGCAAAAGGAAUUAAAGAUAUACACAAAUACAUACAUAUAUAAAUUGUAUUUGGCAUUACGCAUGAGAUGUUGGGGGAUGAGAAAUGCCUUCGUGUCGGCAGCAGCAACUACGUCGUCGUCGAUAUCGAUGCCUUAUUCACCGCAUCAUCCGAGUCAGCAGCAAAAAUCUAAUAAUUAAGUGAAUAUAAUAAGUGAAUAACAAGAAUUUGUGUGUGCAAAAAGCUAAGGCAAAAAAAAAACAAUUAAUUUCCGAAAAUUAUAAGAAGUGCAUCCGAAAGCGAACAAAAGAUUUAAAAGGGCAAAAUAAAAAUAAAAGGUGUAAAAUCAAUUUGAAUUUUCAAAUAACAAAAAAACCACAACAAAACACGAGAAAAUGAAGCGACGCAAUGCAGAUUACGGUAAACUGCGUCGACCAAUGAAACGCAACAAAAUUACAGAGGGCAUGUACGGCAGCACAACGGUUUUAUAUAUGAAAUUUCUAAUUCUAUGGGCCAUAGUGAUGGUUGCUGAUUUUAUGUUUAUGUUCCGCUUCGAGUUCUUAUGGCCAUUUUGGCUGUUAUUACGCUCUGUGCACGAUUCUUUCAAAUACAAGGGCCUGGCAUUCUCCGUACUUUUCGUGUGCAUAGCGAUUACAUCGGAUUUGGUGUGUCUAUUUUUCAUACCAGUUCACUGGCUACUCUUUUUGGCCAGCACAUAUGUCUGGGUGCAGUAUGUGUGGCAUACAGAUAAGGGCAUUUGUUUGCCAACCAUAAUUCUGUGGAUGUUAUUUGUCUACCUUGAGGUGGGCAUACGAUGGAAAGAUAGUCGCCAUAUGCCGCAUUUGGAUCUUUGUCGGCCCUUCGCUGCGCAUUGCAUUGGGUAUCCGGUUGUCACGCUUGGAUUUGGCUUUAAAAGCUACGUGGGCUACCGUAUGCGUCAGCGCAAGCAACGUGAAGUGGCUAAAGAGAAUGAAUUUUAUAUGCAAUUACUGCAGCAGGCUCUGCCCGCUGAGGAGGCCAGCGAUGAGACUGCCGCGACGACGUCGACGACAACAACUGCCGCCACUACCAAUGCCAAUGCCAACUCUUCCACAGUGGCGAUGGCCAAUGGUUCGGCUACUAUAGGAGUCGCCGCCGCCGCAGCAUUAACCUCUUCAUCAUCAGUAGUUGGACAGGCAAAUGGCAUUUUAGUCACAGCACAAAAUCAUCAUGAGCAUCAUCUUAACAGCAGCAGCAGCGGCGGCGCCGGCGCCAAUAGCACGACGAGCAAUAGUACUCAUCAUCAUCAGCAUCAUCAUCAUCAUCAGCAACAGCAACAGAGCAACAGCAGUAGUAAUAACAAUAACAAUAUCAAGGAUAAUGCUACAAAUGACACAAAUCAUACCACUACUGCAGCAGCGGGUACGCCAUCGUCCUCGUCUUCAGCGAAGCAUCAACAGUCGACAGCAGCAGCAGCAGCAGCGGCAGCAACAGCAUCAGCAACAACAACAGGUGCCACAUUAACUUCAAAUUAUUCAACAGGAUUUGCCAAAGUCUACCGUUCAUCUAUUUCUACUCUACUACUUUCCGCCUGUGGUUCACCACUUGGACCACUUGGCAUUGGCGAUAUUGAUGGUGGUUUUGUUGGUGGUUGUUGUGGUGCCAAUGGACAUGCUGGAGGCGGUGGUUCCAGAAAUCAUCGCCGUAGUAUGGACAAGGAAAAACAUCGGAAUAAAGGCAGCAGCGCUGAGGCGGAUAAUAAUAAAAAUAAUAGUAACUAUCACCAGGUAGAUACCAAUACAGGAUCCGCCACAACGUCAGCAGCCACAACCAGUAACAGUAAGGAUAAAGAUAAGGAGAAGUCAGACUGGGAUUGUAGCAAUAGCAACUAUCCACAACAACAGCAUCAACAACAAGGUGCAAAGGAUAAGCAGGAGAAAAAGGCUUCCAGUUCGGUAUCCAAUGGCAAUGUUGUGCAAAUUGAUCCAGAGGAAACAUCUGCUCCAGAGCCAACUCCACAAGUAGUGGAAAAGGCUACAAAGAGUCGUCGGAAUCGCGGCAAAAAGGACAAUCAUAAUAGUCAGCAGCAGCAGCAUCAACAACAACAACAACAACAAAAGGACAAAGAGCAAUCAUCGAGCAACAGUAGUAACAACAAUAACAAUAGCAAUACAAACAACAAUAAUAAUAACGAUGCCAGCUCAGUAUCUUCUUCAGCCAGCUCGACAACAUCCUCUAGCAACUCCACCUCCAAUACUAAUAAUAAUAAUAAUAGCAAGAAUGCCAUCAUCUCACAAUUAGCCAGCAAAGUGGUAUCGAAAAUCUGUGAAACAUGCCUCAAACUGGAAGCCGACGUGAAAAAAUAUCGUGCCGAGAUCAGUCAUAUGAAACAGAUCGAAAACGAGUUGCGUCAAAAGUUAGAUGUUAAUCUAACAAGCAAAUCACUACUCCAGGCCAAGCAAAAGGAAUGCGAUGAGCUUGAGAAACGUGUCCAAGAGCAAACAAAUACCCGACAUACGGAUAUGCUUUGCUUGCAAUCCGUGGAGAGACGACUGCAUGAGGAGCGAAGACAAAAACAAUCGCUCGAUGCACAAUUGGCUAAUGAGAAAAAGGCACGCAAGGCAGCUGAAGAGAAGGCCGCUCGUCCUGAAUGCAGUGCCCAGUGCAAGCAGAGACGCCAACAAAUGGAUGAGGAACUAAAACGUUUGCGGCAAGAACUAAAGCAAACGGAAGAGGCUAAGCAACUGGCCGUGGACCAUGGUCGAAAGUUCGAGCAAGAGUAUCAUAUGCUGGAAUCAGAGAUGCGUAAUCGUGAAGCGUCACAAUCGGACACCGAAUUGCUAAUGAAUGCCCUUGCCACAAUGCAGGAUAAGAAUAAAAUAUUGGAGAAAAAUCUAUCCGCAGAGACGAGAGUUAAGCUGGACUUGUUCUCGGCUCUCGGAGCAGCUAAGCGACAACUGGAAAUAUCCGACUGUAAUCGCCGCUCUAAGGAGGAUGAGGUCAUUGAUCUCAAGGCCAAAAUUGCCCAAUUGUUGGCUGUAAUGCCCGACAGCAUGUGCAUGAACACCGGUUCAGCUAGUAGCAUGUUGCGCAUGAAUGACACGCCUCCAUUGCAAUCAGGACCCGGUCCCGCAUCGCCGUUGCUUAGCCUCAGUGCUGCAGGACAAGACAACAACUCAGUUUCAAGUAUUCAGUUUAGCGGCGGCAUGUCUUUGCAUCAACAGCAGCAUCAGGUGCCCGUAUCCCAGCAACAGCAGCAACAAAUGGUGCCAGUGAGUGUAGCAGCUGCUCUCCAGGUGGCUGCUGCAAAUGUUAAUGGUGGUGUCUCCACUUUAGAUCCUAAUGCCAGUGUUUACACGCCCAAGGCCGGUAACAUGAUGGUUGUCUCGCCGGUUGGGAUGAAUCCCAAUGGCACGGAUGCCUGACGCCAGCAGCAACAGCCGCAGCAGCAGCAACAGUCGUCGUCCUCACAUUUGCAUCUGAGACGGCAAGUUUGAUGAGAUUAUUAUACUUUAUAUGAUGAGAAUAAAAAGCAAAUGAACAGAUGAUAAGCCAGGAUCAGGAGUUUCAAAGGAUCGAAGUCGUUUGCCUAUCUGAAUGUCCGUAAUAAGCAUAAGCAGUUUUCUUUCCACACACCGACACACACACACACACACACCUACACUCCUACAAUCACCACACAUAAACAUACCGCUCAUUUAAGAGUACACUGACUAAAAAGCAGAUGAUUAACCAGUUUUCUUUUUACUUCAAUCCAACAAUUUGGCAUUCCACCAACAUUAAGAAAUUGCAAUACCAAAAAUAGUCACAGUCAUACACAAAACAAAAACAACCACUCAGACACCCACCACAUUAAGAAAUUGUAAAACAAAACAUUGAGAUUCAUUAAAACUCAGACAUACACACAUUCUCAAUCUAUGUCCCCACAUUCUCAAUCUUCCUUCCCUCUCCAAGAAACGAGUCCUUUUACUUUAACAAAGAAUACUGAUUUGAAUGAAUUUCUAAGAAUAAUAACACAAAAACGAAAAAAAAAAAAGGAAAUUUGUAUUUUGUAUAAACUGAUGAUGCAAAUCCUGACCAACUACUACUACUACCACCUAACGAAUCAACCUUUAUGAUACGAUAUAUUAUAUACUAUAUAUUUUAUUUACCGAAACGCUGUGAGAGAAGUUGCUGGACCAGCCCUAAGUGAUGAUGGCCCUUGGUCCAUAAUAGUGUGGGGAUGUCAAAAGGGUGUCAUCCUCCAUUUUCGCCAAGGAAUUUAUAUAUUAAUGAAGUCUGCUCCCUUGAUUUAUAUUAUCUCAUUAAAUUAUUUUUUGUUAUUAAAAAAAAACACACACCACAUACAUACACACACACACACAACCUUAAAUUGUAUGGUUUAAUUUAGAAUUAACUACUAUUAUUUCUUCUUAAUUUGAAAACAAAAACGAGAAACAGUUCAUACAAUUAUUCUCUUUUUAAGUUUUAAUUUAUUUUUUGUUUAAUAAUUUUGGUGUUCCUAAGAAAAAAGAAAACAAAAACAAGAACUAAUUGAAAAACCAACGCUUAAGUUUAAUUGCGAACGAAAAGUGAAACGUCGAUCGACUAUUUUGUUUAAUAAUAAUAAGUAUAAUAAUAAAAAAAAAAGUAAAAAUAACAAGCUUUCCGCUACGUUAAGCUAGAACAUA
Messenger RNA from Drosophila willistoni, 4786 nucleotides. RefSeq names its product macoilin. Gene Ontology annotation, molecular function: microtubule binding. The record is from RefSeq and is a predicted model, not a curated record. The transcript is spliced from 12 exons. Gene Ontology annotation, biological process: neuronal signal transduction; chemotaxis. Lineage: Eukaryota; Metazoa; Arthropoda; Insecta; Diptera; Drosophilidae. Gene Ontology annotation, cellular component: nuclear membrane; rough endoplasmic reticulum membrane. The coding region runs from base 533 to 3541 and encodes 1002 amino acids.